AUGGAGGUGCAUUAUCUCGUGUUUGUUUUGAGUGUUUUAUGGCACGGCACCGACGCGAUCAUGUGGAGCCUCGCGCCCAACACACAAAAGUGUUUGAAGGAGGAACUCCACGCUAACGUGCUCGUGGCAGGAGAAUACGAAGUCACAGAAGUUACCGGACAGAGAGUUGACUAUAUCAUUCGUGACUCCAAAGACCACAUAUUGUCACAAAGAGAUUCCAUAUCCAAAGGGAAAUUCACAUUUGUGACAGAAACUUACGACACAUUUGAAGUCUGUUUCAUAUCUAAAGUUCCUCCAGAACGCCGUGGCGUCUCACAGGAUGUAAUGCUGGAUAUCAAAAUCGGAAUUGAAGCUAAAAAUUAUGAAGGCAUUGGUGAAGCAGCAAAACUGAAGCCAAUGGAACUGGAACUGAAGAGAUUAGAAGACCUGUCAGAAGCUAUAGUCCAAGACUUCACAUUGAUGAGAAAGAGAGAGGAAGAGAUGAGAGACACCAAUGAGUCCACAAACAACCGUGUACUAUUCUUCAGUUUAUUCUCAAUGGCAUGUCUCUUGGGUCUCGCCACGUGGCAGGUUCUCUACUUACGCCGGUAUUUUAAGGCCAAAAAGCUUAUUGAAUAG
Messenger RNA from Spodoptera littoralis (African cotton leafworm), 618 nucleotides. The record is from the annotation of a GenBank genome assembly. Lineage: Eukaryota; Metazoa; Arthropoda; Insecta; Lepidoptera; Noctuidae.